AUGAAUGUGGAUCCUGGGAAAGCGGGGAGCUAUAUGGCCGGAAUCUUAAUUGGUGUUGGCUGGUGGAUAUUGGCAGAUGGAGCAGCAUCAGCAAAUUAUCAUCAUUCUCAAAUUCCAUUUGAUUUUGUCAAAUACUUGCCAGGUAUCGUCUCCAUGCUCGCUUUCUUCUUAGUUAAUACAGUGGACUGGUCAAUGUUGUCCGAAGAUGCUAGCUUUACUUACGGCUCUAAUGUAGCAACUAGAGCGCGGUAUUUUGUACUAUUUUGCAUGGUUUUGCUUUUGAUAUCGCUCAUGACUUCCGUGCUCAUCUAUACGCAUGUAUACGUGAAUAACAAAUUUCACGAGUCAGCGUGGCCAGGAGCGGCCAUUCAGUUCAGUUGUACCAACGAUUACACUGGUACCUACACUGAACCCACGUCUUGUGGUAUAUCAACAACAAGUCAUUCAACUCCAGUAUCAACGUCUAGUACUUGUACUAGCAAGAUUGUACCAUGGUGGGAACUUGAGUACCAAUGUCCACCUCCAGGUCAUCUUGGGGCACAUGUUGUACCAGUUUCAAUUGAUGUACCUGGUACUACCAAGAAUGUUGAUCCGACAAAAAAAUUGGCACUUAAGAAAUGUUCCUUAACUUCUGUCGAAACGUGUUUUGAUGAAAAGAAAGAAAGUUUUCAAUCGGGUGUUGUAAUUUACGAGACUCCAGAACGUGGACGACGAGAUUUACAUCGAAAAUUAUUAGCAAGAAGAGAUUCAACGCCAUGUCUGCUUAUAGACAACAGUCCAAGUCAAAAACGUAAGAUGAGAUCUCAAGAUGUUAUUGAGUGUGAAGCUGCUCUUUUUUCAAAGGAACUUAAACGUUUUCAUGAAUUUAGUCAAGAAAUCACACCAUCUACUUUCGUGCAACCUCUUUCACAAAUUAACAUUAAAAAGUAA
Molecule: messenger RNA, 930 nt
Organism: Plasmopara halstedii
Lineage: Eukaryota; Oomycota; Peronosporomycetes; Peronosporales; Peronosporaceae
Exons: 7
Coding region: 1-930 (309 amino acids)
Biological process (GO): protein targeting to vacuole; late endosome to vacuole transport via multivesicular body sorting pathway
Source: RefSeq, a predicted model, not a curated record